Molecule: messenger RNA, 3903 nt
Organism: Trifolium pratense (red clover)
Lineage: Eukaryota; Viridiplantae; Streptophyta; Magnoliopsida; Fabales; Fabaceae
Exons: 3
Coding region: 1-3903 (1300 amino acids)
Molecular function (GO): nucleic acid binding
Source: RefSeq, a predicted model, not a curated record
AUGGCUAACAACGCACGUCCUCUUAGGGACUACGCCGUUCCUUCCGAAGAAGAACCGCAUUCGAGCAUCGCGCCCCCUAACAUCGAAGCAAGAAACUUCGAGUUGAAACCCGCUUUGUUGCAAAUCGUGCAACAAAACCAGUUCUCCGGUUCCCCUACGGAGGAUCCCAACCUCCAUUUAUCAGUGUUUGUGCAGUACGCAGACACGAUCAAAGCCAAUGGUGUCGAACCCGAAGCAAUACGACUCCGUCUUUUCCCGUUCUCUUUAAGAGACAGAGCUAGAGCUUGGCUCCAAGCUCUACCUUCGAACUCCAUCACUACAUGGAACGAACUGAAGAAGCAAUUCUUGGCUAGAUAUUUCCCGCCAAGUAAGACAGCUAUGCUAAGAGCCCAAAUCAACGGAUUUAGGCAAAAAGAUGGAGAAUCACUCUUCGAAGCUUGGGAAAGAUACAAGGAUAUGAUGAGACUCUGUCCACACCACGGUUUAGAACAAUGGCUCAUAAUCCAUACCUUCUAUAAUGGGCUGCUUUAUAACACAAGACUAACCAUAGAUGCAGCCGCCGGUGGAGCACUGAUGGAUAAACCAUACCAAGAAGCCACUCAGCUUAUAGAAAACAUGGCCCAAAACCAUUAUCAAUGGGGAAGCGAACGCGCUGCUAUAGAGAAAUCCCAAACAAAAGGCGGUAUAUACGAAGUAAGUGGCAUAGACCAUGUCAACGCCAAAGUAGAAGCCCUUACUCAAAAGUUGGAGAGUUUAACCCUGCCAACCACAUCCACCGUAGCUGCAAUCCAACCAAAUUGCGAAGUAUGUGGAAUCCCUGGUCACGUACCAUCUGAUUGUUCUAUUUUAGCCGGACUCGACCAAGUGCAUUAUGCCGCUCUAUCCAAUAACUAUAAUCCUGGCUAUAAGAACCAUCCUAACUUAUCUUAUAGGAACAAUAAUACACUCAAUCCUACUCAAGCACCUCCAGGUUACCAAAAGCAAGGAGCACAACCAGCCGCACCUUAUCCACCAAGGAAGUCUAACUUCGAUAUUAUGAUGGAAAAAUUCUUAAACCAAAACAUUCACACUAAUGAAUUGGUAAAACAAUUAGCAACUAAGGUAGAUGCCCUAGCCACCCAUAACAAAAUGCUAGAAACACAGAUUUCCCAGGUGGCACAACAACAAGCAACUAUUGCCGCCCCAGCUGGCACAUUUCCAGGACAACCCGAGCCUAACCCAAAAGGGCAUGCGAAUGCCAUACAUGCUAUAAUCACAAGAAGUGGAAAGGAGUUGCAAGGACCACCUGAUUCUGGAGUAAAAAACUCAGAAAGCGCUAAGAUAACCAACAAGGAAGCCGAGAGUAGUGAACCACCAAAAGAGCUUGAGAGAGAAUCCGAAAAUCCCCAAUUAGGAGAUAAGGAGGGGACAACUAAAAAGCUUACACCUGCUGCACCACCUGUUUACAAAACACCUAUCCCUUUUCCUCAAAGAUUAGCUAAGACUAAAACUGAAGGACAUUUUAAGAAAUUUGUAGAACUUCUGAAGCAACUAAACAUAACCAUACCUUUCUCAGAAGCAAUAACACAAAUGCCAACAUACUCAAAAUUUCUUAAAGAAAUUCUAUCAAACAAGAGGAAAUUAGAUGAGGAUAGUACAGUCGCACUUACCGAAGAAUGCAAUGCAAAGGCUUCGAGAGAACACCAAAGAAGAAUAAACCCUAUCUUAAGCGAAGUAGUUAAGAAAGAAGUACUGAAACUCUUAGACGCAGGCAUAAUAUAUCAAAUAUCUGAUAGUAAGUGGGUCAGCCCUGUUCAUGUAGUACCAAAGAAGGGAGGACUAACAGUUGUCAAAAACGAGAAGGGAGAAUCUGUACCUAAGCGAGUGGAAUCAGGAUAUAGAAUGUGCAUCGACUAUAGAAAAUUAAACAAAGCCACUCGGAAAGAUCAUUUUCCUUUACCGUUCAUUGACCAAAUGCUCGAGCGUCUAGCUAAACACUCCUAUUUUUGUUAUUUAGACGGAUACUCUGGAUUUUUCCAAAUCCCGAUACACCCCGACGACCAAGAAAAGACCACCUUCACAUGCCCUGUAGGUACCUUUGCCUAUAGACGUAUGCCUUUUGGAUUAUGUAACGCCCCUGCAACCUUCCAACGAUGUAUGAUGGCGAUAUUCGCAGAUUUUAUAAACAAUAUCAUGGAAGUAUUCAUGGAUGAUUUUUCUGUGUAUGGGGAAAGUUUUGAAGGAUGUCUCGCUAAUUUAGAAUUGGUAUUACAAAGAUGUGUUAAAGUCAACCUAGUACUCAAUUGGGAGAAAUGUCAUUUCAUGGUUCGUGAAGGACUAGUCUUAGGACACAUAGUAUCCAAUAGAGGGAUAGAGGUAGACAAAGCUAAAAUAGAAGUAAUUGAAAACCUUCAACCUCCAAAAACAAUUAGAGAAAUACGAAGUUUUCUAGGACAUGCCGGUUUUUAUCGGCGAUUCAUUAAAGAUUUCUCUAAAAUAACCAAGCCUUUAACCGGUCUUUUAAUGAAGGACGCUGAAUUCAUCUUCGAUGAUAAAUGUAUGGAAGCAUUCCAGCUCCUUAAGCAAGCCUUGAUUUCCGCACCUAUAAUGCAACCUCCUGAUUGGAGUGAACCUUUUGAAAUCAUGUGUGAUGCCAGCGAUUACGCUAUAGGAGCCGUUCUUGGCCAAAGAAAAGACAAAAAGUUACAUGCUAUUUAUUAUGCAAGUAGAACUCUAGACGCGGCACAACUAAACUAUGCUACCACCGAAAAAGAACUCUUAGCUGUCGUAUUUGCAAUCGACAAAUUCCGCUCAUAUUUGGUAGGAUCUAAAAUCAUCAUUUACACCGAUCACGCAGCAAUCCGAUAUCUUAUGAGUAAGAAAGAUGCAAAACCAAGACUUCUAAGAUGGAUACUGCUGCUACAAGAAUUCGACCUAGAAAUCAAAGACAAGAAAGGCAUAGAAAAUACGGUAGCAGACCACCUGUCUAGAAUAGAUGAUACUAGGGAAGAACAUAUCCCAAUUAAUGAUGAUUUCCCCUGUGAUAGGUUAAUUGCCCAAUCUGACCUUCCUCCUAACAAAAAUAAAAUCAGCCAUGAAUACACAGAAACCGCAUUUGCACAAAUCAUUGUUCCAUGGUACGCUGAUUUCGCCAAUUACUUAGCCGCCGGAGUUUUACCACCUGAGCUAACCUAUCAAAAGAAGAAAAAGUUCUUUCAUGACGUCAAACAGUAUUAUUGGGAUGAGCCUCUCUUAUUUAAAAGAGGCGCUGAUGGAAUUUUUCGUCGGUGCAUCCCUGAAGAAGAAACAAGCGGCCAAGUUGAAGUCUCUAAUAGAGAAAUCAAAUCAAUCCUAGAGAAAACUGUUUCCACUUCUAGAAAGGAUUGGGCCGCAAAGCUUGACGAUGCUUUAUGGGCUUAUAGAACAGCUUACAAAACACCCAUAGGAACCACUCCAUUCAAACUCGUUUAUGGAAAGUCAUGCCACUUGCCGGUAGAAUUAGAACAUAAAGCCUAUUGGGCAGUUAAAACCCUUAAUAUGGAUUAUCAAGCUUCCGGUAGAAAAAGGAUAUUAGAUUUGCAUGAACUAGAGGAAUUAAGGUUAGACGCCUAUGAAAAUGCCAAAAUAUACAAAGAACGAACUAAAAAAUGGCAUGAUAGGCAUAUACAUAAGAGAGAAUUCAGAGUGGGAGAACUUGUACUCCUUUUUAACUCUAGAUUGCGAUUGUUCCCUGGAAAACUCCGAUCGCGAUGGUCGGGACCUUUUGAAAUCAAUAGAGUUUUCCAAAGCGGCGCUAUAGAAAUUAAAAGUCAGUCAAAACAAACAUUUAUUGUUAAUGGGCAGCGUCUAAAGCAUUACUAUAUCCCAAGCGAUGGAGAAUACUCCUCUAGCUUUAAGCUAGAUGAUCUCCCUCCGACAACUUAG